Molecule: messenger RNA, 2822 nt
Organism: Penaeus vannamei (Pacific white shrimp)
Lineage: Eukaryota; Metazoa; Arthropoda; Malacostraca; Decapoda; Penaeidae
Source: RefSeq, a predicted model, not a curated record
CAUCGUCGGCUCUUAUUGAUAAAUGGAGGCUGACUCCACGUGCUCGCCACUACACCUCGGGAUUAUCCUUGUGACAAACAUCAACGGCAGGAGUGAGCUGUCAUUCCUGUUUUGAUAGCUGACUCGAACGGCCGUUUACUCUUAAUUCAGUUUCAUUGCUGACUUGUUCGCCUCGUUUUUUUCGAAUUCGAGAAAUUUGCGAGAAGGAAGUCUCCGUGAACUUUUAUUCUUUGACGACAUUUGGUAGGAGAAGAAUCAACAAUUGAUCAGCCUAUCAAUAUUCCGUGAAUAACAGAAUGGUGACUUUGCAAUAUUCAGUGUUUUGAAACAAAGAGUUUGUUGAAAUACCACAUCGUGAAGAGAGAAUGCUGGGAAUCGAUUUUAUGGGGUUUGUGUGAAAUAGAGACGUAUCUUCAAUUAACUUUUUUCUACAAAACGCCAGCAAAGUUAGUACCAAGUUUCAUCUAAAACCGACGAACGUUGAUCAAAGUUAUGGUAUAAUUAUCAAUCUAUAACAUUAGAAUAUUCCUAGAACAACGCCAACAACAAAAUCUGAACAAAUAGAACCACAGACUGACAGUCCAGACCCCCAAAGACCCUCAACCCCUCAAAAAAAAAGUCCAAACAGAACCCCAACAUCAGCGAGAGACAGACCAACGCCAGAACCUCCCGCGAGAACCUCCCGUCCUUUUCCAACGGACGAAACACGAGCCUAGAACCAUGUACGGCUUGGAGAACAUGAACCUCGAGGUGGUGAACCGGCAGUGGAUGAACUCGCCAGGCUACGCAGACUGGGACAACGCCUCCACCACUUCUGCGGCGUCCUCCUGCAGCGGCAGUGGGGACGCCCUGGGCGCCCUGGCCCGUCCGGAGAAGUCGACGCAGACACAAAGUUGGAAAGUCUCGACAACCCCCUCGUGGCGUCUCACUGCGAGAGAACCGAAGGCGCCGCCGAGUCUGCCCUUAGCCCAGGUGCGCCAGCGUCAGGCGGCCAACAUGCGAGAGCGGCGGCGAAUGGCUUCUAUCAACGACGCUGAGGGGUUACGCGCCCAUAUCCCGACCAUGCCUUAUGAGAAGAGGUUGUCGAAGGUCGACACGCUGAAAUUGGCCAUCGGGUAUAUCUCCUUCCUGGGCAACAUGGUGCAGGCGAAUUCCAACCUUCAGGCCGAUAACGCUGCGACGAAUAAUACGAACAAUAAUAACAAUAACAAUAAAGUGGUGGUUAAAAGCAGCAUUGAUACAUAUACGGGCGCGGCGACAGGUAUGACUCACACCUUCACGGAGUUGUCGUGGGCGCCCGAACGGCAGGAGGUUGUGAAUGGGCGUGUAGCUACCUCCCUCUGGACGCCCACGGGUACGUCGGCCAACUGAAGAAGUGGACAACGAGAGGAGAGAGGAAGAGGAAGAGGGGAAAAUGAAGAAAGAGAAGGGAAGGAAAUUGAAGGGAGUAGAAGACGGAAUGAGGAAAGAAAAGACGAAGAAAUAUUGGAAAAUGAGAGAAGAAAAGAAGAAAGAAGGAGAAACGAAAGGAAGGGAAGUCAAAUUCUGAAAUAAACAAUAAACCAAAGAAGAGGAAAAUGAACAAAAAUUGGCAUUGUUUUAUAAUUACGGAGUGUAUUCGUCUUGGAGUACAGAGCAAGGAAAAAUGAAGUACUAAUAUCUUAUCUACCGUGAGAAUAACUACAAGGUUCACAUUUAAAUGGGAAAAAAAUAAUGAUAAGUUUAUAGAUCUCGUUUAUCUACACUGAAUGCUAUUUGAAUAGCUUCGUACCUUAAGAUUUUACCUAUUGACAAAAUUAGGAAGUUGCUAGUCAGUGAAAACUCCUCAUAACUUGCAUUUUUCAAACAUUUCCUUUUCCUUUUCAACCGAUAUCAAAGAAAUGAAAAUCAAAUUGCGCACCUAGUCAGCUAUCCAGAGUAGGACUUAGAAUAUUAGUAUGUAGAGAACGUUUAAGAUAAUCUAGUCUCCCACUCAUUAAUGUCUCCAACGGCAAUAUAAAUAAAAUAGUGUACGUUGCUGUUUCCGUUUUCUGUUAAGCUGUUUUCAUUUUCAUCAGCAAUUAUAUAUAUAAAAAAGAGUAUUCAUCUAAGAGUAAGAAAAAAAAUAGGAUAUAUGCUUUAAAAAUGCUUUAGAGAUCGAUAAUGUUUCUUGCGGUAUCUAUAUUUAGUAAACAAAAUUGAAGAAAAUGGGAAUGUAAUAAUUUCAGAUGAAUAUUUUGCUACAUAAAUUUUGGCAGUUACGCAAAUUCAAAAUGAUCUUUCGUGCGUACAUAUAUUUGUCCAUCGUUACAACAUAAUCUCCCAUAACAUUUAUGUGUAUAGAUAAAACUACGUUAACUUUAUUCUCUAUAGUAACGCUGCUAACUCCAUAGAAAACGGGAAAUGUAUGUAGUUAUGAAAGACGUUCACCUCUUAUAUAAAUUAUACGCUGAUUUGUGAUACGAUUAAAGUGGUGCAAGAGCUUAUGUAAACUAUAGACCAUUUUUUCUAUAUAUUGUAUGUUAUAAAAUUCAUUCAUUCCAAACACGUAUGUAGUCAUGUGUACACUGCCUUGCACACACACACACACACACACACACACACACACACACACACACACACACACACACACACACAACACACACACACACACACACACACGUUUCACACGUUAUCCACGUUUAUAUAUCAAAUAUAUGUAUACAUGUACAUACAUCUCUUUAACACACGAAAACACGCUCGAAUACUUUUAAGAAUUAUUAUCACUGUAUAUAGUUUGUACUAUGUUUUGUAUAUAUUUGUGAAUAUAUUUGUGCAAGUCUGAAUAAAGGAGCUUUAUGUUA